GUACUGGGAUUUGAGACACAGCCAGUUAGUAUUACGUGUAUCUGUUGUCGGCUCAUGUGAAGUAGAUCUCAAAUACACUGAGUCCAGUAGCCAAAGAGUUGCGUGUCGAACCGCUUUGACUGCUAAAUUGAUUUCUGUGACAUUUUAUAUUUUGUUCAAAUUAGUUUCAAUAAAAUGACUGAGCAAUCGGCCCUGCUUUUGCGAAAACAGCUAGCAGAGCUCAACAAAAACCCAGUGGAAGGUUUUUCUGCUGGUCUAAUUGAUGAUGAUGAUAUCUACCAGUGGGAGGUUGUUGUGAUCGGCCCACAGGACACUCUGUUUGAGGGUGGAUUUUUUAAGGCAAAUCUAAUUUUCCCUCAUGAUUACCCACUUCGGCCUCCCAAGAUGAAGUUUAUUACAGAGAUUUGGCAUCCUAAUGUUGCGAAGAAUGGAGAUGUGUGCAUUUCCAUUCUUCAUGAACCAGGAGAGGACAAAUUUGGCUAUGAAAAACCUGAGGAGCGUUGGCUCCCCAUCCACACUGUAGAGACAAUCAUGAUUAGCGUGAUCUCAAUGUUAGCCGACCCCAAUGGUGACUCGCCAGCCAACGUGGAUGCAGCUAAAGAGUGGAGAGAAGAUCCCAAUGGUGAGUUCAAGAGGAAAGUUGCCCGCUGCGUGAGAAAAAGCCAAGAAAUGGCAUUCGACUAGGGGCCUCAUCACUGUUAAGCUAGUACAUAUACUGUGGUAUCAGUUCCCAUCUUCAUAUCUUGGUCAAACUCGACAGAAAUUUCAGUUGGAUUUAUUUCUGUGUUGAUAUUAAAAGCUCAUAUUAAUUUAAUAGAUUCAAAUGAUAUAUUGGAUCAGAUUUUCUGUGAGAUAAUGCUUCAUUGCGUAAAUCAAAUUCUAACAAUCCCUCCUUGGAUACAUCAACUACAAACUUUCAUAGACAUUUUUAUUUUACUUCACGACAGACUUCGCACCAGUUAUUUGGGGUUGAGACACUUAGGGAGAUCAAAGCAAAGCAACCAUAGUAUAAUAAUUAGAUUUUCUCUGAAUGUGUUAAUUUUAGCACAUUUUGUUAUUGUCAAUUUCCUCCCACCCUCUAGUGUGUCUGGAUUAUUUAUUAUCUUAAUUAUGAUGAAAUGUAUUGCAUGACACGUGUGUUUUGACUCGCUUUUUUAUCUGCCACUGAGCCAUCAAUUUUGAACAAAGUCUUAUAUGCAAUUCUGGAGUGUUGUUUGCAUUUAUGGUACCGGUAGAGGUUGAUUGUCAGUAAAUGCUGAUUUACUGUUCACUGACAUGUUGGACAGCCCUAUUCCCUUAAAAAAAAACAAUACAAUAGGUGUCUCUCAACAAGGGUCAUCUCUUUCUGUGCUGCCUUAAGUUGUUCUCCUGUAAGAAAGGAAAAUUGUAUUCAGUGAUGUCAAGUCAUUCACAAUGUCUAAUCCAUUUUUGAGCUGCAAUCCUCUUUUGGACAAACCAAAAAGUUAGAUAUUUGCAUGAGAGACAGAGAAUAUUUUUUGUAUUAAUAUUAAGCUCAAAAGCUGUAUUUUUUGUGUAUGUAAAUAUGAUGUAUUGUACCAUAGCUAUGUCAGUCGAGUCAUUUGUAUGUAAUGUUUUCCCCCUCAUUUAUGGCUGUAGCCUCUUUUUAUUCACUUUCUGUUCCCCAAGGCCUCAAUGUAAUUGCUCAUUAAAAUGUAGCAUUUGUCUUACAUAUCUGUUCGUCCUUAUAUUUUUCUUAGUCUUGCCUUUGUGUUGUCAUUUAUGCCUUAAAGGAAUAUGUCAGGUUCAAUACAAGAUGAGCUCAAUCGACAGCAUUUGUGGCAUAAUGUUGAUUACCACAAAAUAUUUGACUCGUCCUAUAAAUAUUUUUUUGAAUCAAGGGUUCAGUGUCAGUUCAGUCAUUUUAGGGUUUAUUGACAUUGCAUCAUCAUGGCAAUGAAGUUGUAAAAUUCACUAUAACUACCCAGAAAAGGUUAAGUGACUUAAUCACACUAAAAUCAAUGUUAACACACUGUUUAUGUAUUGUGGCUAUACUUUUGAAACUGAGUAUUUUAACAUCUACAAAUUGGCCCCAUUAAUUUCCAUUUUAAGUACCUCACUGUUACCCGGAUUCUUGCUGGGUGGACUAAUUUAAAUUAAUUUAGGUGGUAAUCAAUUUUAUGGCAAAAUGCUAUUGACUUGUAUUGAACCUAGAAUAUUCCUUUAUAUCAUGCACAAAGCAGUUACCUCAAUAUCCUCAAAAAGUGCAUAAGAUGUUUGGCAACACUCUUAAGUGAAAUGAUUUGUUUGGUGCUGUGUACUACUGAAUGUGUCAUUGUAUUGUUCAGAAGACCGAAAGCUAUUGAGCAAUAAGUUAUACAUUUUCAAUUUAGUCCUAGUCAGAUUUUAAUUUGAUUUACUGGCUUUAAAGUGUUACAAUUGAACUUUCUUCAACUCUUAUGGUUUAUGGCAGCAAUUGAUUUUUGAGCAAUAAAUGUGGAGGAAUGUCACAUUUCUUUCUUGCAACAAACUCCUAUGCUCUUUGCCUAAUAAGUACAGAUAAUAAAUAUAUUAAC
Molecule: messenger RNA, 2534 nt
Organism: Xyrauchen texanus (razorback sucker)
Lineage: Eukaryota; Metazoa; Chordata; Actinopteri; Cypriniformes; Catostomidae
Product: ubiquitin-conjugating enzyme E2 G1-like
Exons: 5
Coding region: 175-684 (169 amino acids)
Biological process (GO): proteasome-mediated ubiquitin-dependent protein catabolic process; protein polyubiquitination
Molecular function (GO): ubiquitin conjugating enzyme activity
Source: RefSeq, a predicted model, not a curated record